Messenger RNA from Baudoinia panamericana UAMH 10762, 2621 nucleotides. Its product is annotated as glycoside hydrolase family 32 protein. Gene Ontology annotation, molecular function: sucrose alpha-glucosidase activity. The transcript is spliced from 2 exons. Bases 376 to 2490 code for a protein of 704 amino acids. NCBI's taxonomy places the organism in Eukaryota, Fungi, Ascomycota, Dothideomycetes, Mycosphaerellales, Teratosphaeriaceae. Gene Ontology annotation, biological process: sucrose catabolic process. The record is from RefSeq and is a predicted model, not a curated record.
CGCUCGCAGCAAGCCAAUCUGACUACUGCAAGCGCAUUUCAACUCCAUCACCUCGAGUCGGUCCGUCUCUCUGGCGAUUUGGCGGGAAACGCUCCACACUUCUCCGCCUCGCACGUUUUAUGCCCUGGCUAGUGUUGCGGGGAUAAAGUACGAUUACCUCAUUGCACUUUGGCGCGCUGCAGAACAACUCCGCCUUCACAGCGGCGGUCUUAUUACACAACCUUUCAGGCUUCUGGCAACCGCAGGCGACGCUCCAGAUACGCAUCGUGACAGUCCACGAAACCUAGUUCGAGCCUGCUAUAAGGUGGGUUGACGUCCUCCAUCUCCUCUGCUUUAAUUUGAGCAUUAUCCCGCUCUGCAACUUCUUGCCCAAAGAUGAAGAGCACGACCUUGCUUUCCAGUCUUCUAACAGCGCUGCCAUUGAGCUUUGCUCAACAGCAAUGGGGUCCGCCAUCGUACGGCCAUCCUUCGGGCCCAUGGCCAGUAUCGUGGCUCGGCAGCUGGGGACCGGACUCUGCAAGCACAGCAGCUGCCACAAGUACCUUCCGUACCAGCACUGCAUCUGCCGCAGCGUCUACGUCCAGUGCUGGUAGCAGCGGCAGCAGCGGCAGCAGCGGUAGCAGUGGCAACACGCAAAGCUGCAAUGCAAUCACUACCAGCCAAAUCGAGUCGAUGGGCAACAACUCGCUCUUCACACGCUGGCGGCCUCAUUACCACUUCCUGGCGCCUGCGGGAUGGAUGAACGAUCCGAAUGGACCCGUCUACGACCCGAAGACGGACACGUACCACAUGUUCUAUCAGUGGCAUCCGGAGCAUAUCAAUUGGGGCAAUAUCUCGUGGGGUCACGCCACAAGUAAGGAUCAAAUUACAUGGACGGACUUUAACGGCUGGCAAGACUCUCAAGCACUCGCCCUUGGCCCAACAGGUUAUGGCAACUACAACGGCCUCGGCAUCUUCUCCGGCACCGCUCAAGCCGUCAACCUGCACGGCCAAGCGGACGGCACCCUUCUCAUCUUCUACACCUCUGUCGCGCACCUGCCCACCUCAUGGAGUAUUCCAUACACGCCAUACACCGAGACGCAGUCGCUCGCCUACAGCACGGACGGCGGAAACACCUGGCAGGAAUAUGCUGGCAACCCCGUCAUCAACACUACUACCAACCUACCGCCAAUGAACUGGAAUCUCACCGGUUUCCGGGACCCGUUCUUCGAGGCUUGGCCCGCUCUUGACGCGGUGAUUGGGGUGAGCGAGCCGCACUACUACGCCGUCUUCGGGUCUGGCAUCAAGGGCGUAGGACCUCGGAUGCCACUCUGGACUGCGCCAGCCAGCGAUCUAACGCAAUGGACCUUCUUGGGUGCGCUGUGGGAGCCUGCCGACAAUACAUCUCUCGGUCCCGUCCUAUCUACCGGCAGCUACGGCUUCAACUUCGAAGUCUCCGGCUUCUUCUCCCUACCGGACAGCGAAGGCGAGCUCCACUACUUCGUCAACAUGGGCACAGAAGGCGCCAACGUCUCCUUCCACCAGAGUGCACACUGGGCGCUGUGGAACGAGGGAGUCGUCUCCCGACGUGCGAACGGCAGCGUGGAGUUCACGCCUACUGCCGGUGGAGCCGGCGACUGGGGUCUUGCCUACGCUCUACUGAGCUUCAAUGACACGAAGCACAACCGUCGUGUGCAAUGGGGCUGGGCACCGGAAGAUCUCGUGGGAGCCGGUGGACUCUUCAGUGCUUCGCAGCAAGGGUUCCAGGGCUCCUUGACUCUGCAGCGCGAGCUCUUCGUCCACGAAACACGCAACGUGAUCAAUCCGAACGGUACGCUCUCCACCAGCAAAUCCGCCUCGCUGCGCCAGAACGCCAACGGUACCUUUACGGCGUACACCCUCGGCGUACGUCCAUUGUCCGAUGUCGUCGCCGGCAUCACCGCGAACGCCACACACGCGUCCUACGGCACCAACACCGCAUACACCAGCUCCAAAAUCCUCCAACAGCAAGGCGACACGCACAUGGCGCUCAAAGCCACCGUCAGCUCCGCCACAGGCGCCUGCGGACUAAUCCUCGCCGCUUCGCCAGAUAUGACGGAAUACACAACCAUCUCCUACCAACCCUCCAACUCCACCAUCCUCGUCGACCGCAGCCACAGCAGCUCCCUCACCGGCUUCAACAACGCGACGGUAACCGGCUACUUCGCCCCUUACACCUACGCCAACGGGCAGCAAGAAAGCAUCACGAUGACCGUUUUUGUCGACGGCUCGCUGCUCGAAGUCUACGUCAACGACCGGUUUGCGCUGGCGACGAGGAUUUAUCCGAGCAUGCAGUGUUCCACGGGCUUUGGCGUGUAUGUUGCCCCGGGCGCGCAAGCCACUUUCGCGAGUGUGGAGAGUUGGGCUGGGCUACUUAAUGUGUGGCCGUCCAGACCGCUGAAUAGCAGUAGUCCGCUUGUGUGGGAUUCGGCGGCGCAGACGGCGAAUUAUACGUGGUGGAGUGGGAAUUAGGUGGGUUUACUGAGGGGACGGUCUGGUGAGGUAGAAUAGCUGAGACGAGGUAGAAGGGAUUAGUGAUCAAGUGUGUCAUGAUCUAAGGAGCUGAAGGUCUUGUGCAGACCAGAGCAGCUCGCUCUUAUGUA